Physella acuta is the source of this 1007-nucleotide messenger RNA. RefSeq lists its product as uncharacterized. The record is from RefSeq and is a predicted model, not a curated record. Lineage: Eukaryota; Metazoa; Mollusca; Gastropoda; Physidae.
CUAUUGUGUUCUACACUUAAUAAAAACAACAGAAAAUAAUAUGUUGCCAUGGUUACGAGUUUAGUAUUUAUUUUUAAAAACUAUAAUUAUUUGUCGGAAUGGACAUAUUUCAAUAUUUCGAUUUAGCCACAACUGAAGAAGAGAUCAGAGAGGGGGUCAAUACGUGGGUCAGUACCCGGGAUAAAUGCCAGAAACUUGACCACAACCGCUACAUCUCAUUGCGAGAUUUCACAGAACAGAGCCUUAGAGAUUUGGAUGAGGGAGGUCUUGAUGACGGUAAACUGUGUGGAUUACUGGCUGAGCUUAUCAAAUGUAUGGGCAAGCUGUCGGUGUACAUCGAGUAUCCUCACUGUAAACAUGUCGUUGUUGGAACUGGGUUCAUUCAAAGAAUACGGAGAGUAAAUCGUGAAGAUUCCGAAAUGGGGCAUUUUACCAUCACAACCUGUGUUAAUGUGGUGCGAAAAAUGACGUCGUACGACGAGGUCAAGGUCGUUUUGUUUUAUGACGAGCAUGAAAAUGAAGGGAAAAUUCGGAGUUUGAAGCUGGACAAAAUUCCAGAAUUUGACGAAAACCAGGACUGGUGUUCCAUAGAAUGUGUGAGCCAGGAUCUAGAUGUCGUGGAGAGGUUGGAGAGUUGUCUGGCGAGGUAUGAGGACCAUCAGAAGAAAGUUUACCAGCGUUACAUAGACGCUGGGGAUGAGAGUUGUCCUCGAGUUGUCGCUCUUGUCGGCUAUCCACACGGCAUGCCUACAACCGUAUCGCUCGGUCACGUGAUCCAGAAGAAAACUCUCCACCUGACCCGGGACGGGAAAGACUGGUGUAGAUACGCCUAUGACACGCCCACCUGCCCGGGGAGCAGCGGGUCCCCGGUGUUUAUUCUGGGUCAGCCGUUGGCGGGGUUCGGGUACUGGUUCGGUCACCCGCACAACCACAGUCGGGGUUACUGCGGGUUGUCGGGUGAGCCCGUGGGUUUCAGCUGUGUUGGUGCUGAUUGUGUGGGCUUCUAG